ACGAGUCAGCAAGACUACAACGUAUCGACCUUCAUUUCCUCGUGAAAAAAGAAAAACGCGCAUUUUUCGAUAGACCGGCCGGGCACGGCGGUUUUCUCCCACGGUCAAGAUGUUUGACCCUAACGCGAUGAACAUGCAGGACCUGACGACGGACGAUGUCAGCCGCAUCAAUAAGGCGAUGAAAACCGAGCAAUUCGGGAAUUUGAUGCAAGAUUAUCUGGACGAAAUCUCAGACCCGAAAAACCGCGACGAGUAUGACCAUACGCAUUGCAAAAUUGUCGUACUUCUACCAGUUCUAAGUAGAAACUGCAUAUACAAUUUUUUUGUGCAAGAUGGGAAAGUGCAAAAAUUUGUCAUGCCGAUUCAGGUAAGCAACGUGAUUUGUCGUGCAGCAAGCUUGUAGGACUACGAGUACGACAUUUUUGCCAUGCAUAGUCCAGUACAUGGAACAGCUGGAGGAAAAGGGCGAAAUGCCCGACGGGAUGGAGCUGCUGCGCUGCGAGCCGGGUUUCUGUGUGAAAACCGAGGUGCAGUUCAAGAACGGGCAAACGCAGAAGUGCUACAUCAACGUCUGCUACAGUAACCUGCUGAAAGACGUGGAAAUGGUCCAGACGGAGGGAGGUUCGCAGGUAUCAAGUAAAAAAAUGUCUGGGUUUGGAAAAGUGUAAACUUGUCAUGCAGAUUUUGCAUGACCCAUGAGGUCCGGAAUGCGGGACAGCAUGACAGACUCUGCGAGGUCUCUGCCAUGCCUUUCCUGCAUGAGAAACUCGCCCCUUCCAACUUGGGCAAAAGGGGACAGCUUUUGACACUCAUGCAACACAGAAUCUUGCAUGCUUCAGAUUUACCAUGACAAGUUGCCUCCUUCCAGACCACCCAGACAUAUUUGCAAUUGAUAGCAGGUUUCCCUGCCCUAUUCCCUCUCGCCCCCCAGAGUCGACCAAGACUCGAAGAAGGCGACCUGUCUGACCUGCGACUUUGGCGUGUCCGAGAACAGUUUCGCUAUCAAAUGCAAAUAUGUCUGGGUCUGGAAGAUUCUAAACUUGUGAUGCUGUCUCUGGAUUCAAAAAAAAAUUGUAUUGCAUGACCAGAAAGAGGACUCCAGUUUGUGCUACGCGGAGAAGGCAUUUCUCAUGCGGAAUAGGCAUUGGUAAGCCUUCGAAAAAUCUGGGAUGCUAAAGCAUGCAUUACAGACAUUAUGGGUCAUGCAAAAUAUGCAUGACAAACCUGGCAAUCUUCCAGACCCAGACACUUUUACACCUCAUAGUCGCGCAGUGCAAGCAAAAUCCGGACUUUUUGCGCAUGAUCGUGGACAUCGCUACGAAGAAUCUGUUAUGCAGUGCAAAAGUAUCGUACUCGUACUAAUUGCAUUUAUGCAUUACAAAUCUAGUUCCUAAGGCAAAUCCGCAUUACAAAUUCAAUUUGUAGUAAUGCUGAGCCAAUUUGUAUUGCAAUUUAUACUUACUAGUACGAUAGUACUUUUGCACAGGAUAUCUGUCGCAAAAUUUCCUUAAGGGCUUCGAGGAGGUGAAGAACGAUUUCAAGGUGAUGAAAAAGAUCCAGUGCAAGGGCGGCAAGCCCUACAUGAUGUCCGUGCGAACCGCGGACCUGAAGCAGGAAAAGAGGAAGAAAAAGAAGAAAAAAGCGUCCGAUCCGAAAAACGACGGCAUUGUAUCCAACUGUACAGGAAUGAUGCCUUUUGGGUCGAAGUUGACGUUGGAUUUGGGUUUGUGUCUGUCGGCGUAUAGUGCAUUGUGCUGCGCAGCACAUGAGCAUUUCCUAGAAAUAGAGAUAAUAUGUGAUGUAGGCGUACACCUAAAAUACAUUCGAAUUCCGAGCUCCCCCCUCGAAGACCUAAAAAGCAUUUGCAUUUCUCUUGCACACGCCACGCCCGGGGAACUGAAGGAGAUGAAAAAGGACGCCACGAACUAUCCAAGGGAACAAACUCGUCAACUGGAUGUUGAAACCGUCGUGGAAUUUGUAAUGCAAUUUUGUCAUUACACAAGCGUUUGCAAGCCAAGCGCAAGAACAGGAGGAGAAGAAAAUUUUCGUUUCUGUAUCAGCGUGCGGCCACUGCUGCAAUGCAACAAAUUAAAAUUCCGCUUCGACGCUUCCUUGUUUCAGCGAAAAGACGAAGAGUUUCCCGGGAUACGUAACGACUGAAAAAUAUGAUGGAUGACGAUGACGACAGCGGGGAUGAGGAGAAAGGUAGUAUUUCGAUUUAUUUACUUUUGCUGUCGUCCAUGCAUAAGCGACAAAUACUUACUUUCGAGGCCACGCGUGCAAGCGCAAAAUAUGUGAUAGCAGAAAAACAUCAAACAAAGAAAAUGCAUCACGUUAAUCACAUCAGAUGAAAAAGAUGCCCCAGAGGAGCAGACCAAGAAGAUUCGAGUCCCGCAGCACAGCCUGAUCCACCAGGGGGAGCUGGAUUUUCUCGAGUUCGAUAGCAUACAGAAGGGCUUGUACCCUGACGAAAAACGUCUCCAGCCGAUAGUCAAGAUGGGGAGUAUGCAACACGAACACAAACCUAGACGUAUUGGGACUCACGCAUGACAAGGUCUUGCAGACCGUAGUGGAUUGCAAGCUAGCAAGGACAUGUGCGAAUACAGAUCCGUCUGCUCAUCCUGUUUACAGCAUUACAAAUUCCAAAACGCGAUUCUUGGAAAAGCAUAUCUUUGGGAUGCGCAUCAGAAAUGUUCCUGAUAUUGCAAAUCCGCAUGGCAAAUCUUGGGUGGGGGCGUUUUUACACAGGAUAGCUUGUCCCAGCAAACCAUCCCGCCGAGAAUACCGCGGAACCUGAAGCUCGUGGUGAAACUGCCCGGGAUUGUAUCCCAAGAAAACACUGUCUCAGUCUCAAAGAACCUCUGACUCGGCAAUACAAAUUCGCAAAGCAAGGAACGAAAAAUGAUCUGUGAGGCGUUCAGACAGCAAGAGAAAACACAUAUUGAGUUGAAAGACUGCGCUCUACUUCCAGCUGCAGCAUGGCACAAAACAGUCUCAAGGAAGUUCCGCAUUUACAACAAGUUUUAAGACUAAGACAGUUUUUUCUCCUCGCGAUAGAUCAAUUCCGCGAGUGAAAUCGAACUAGAUGUGCAGGCAGAUAACAUCGUUUUGGAAACGCAGUAUUUCUACCUGGACUUACCGCUCCCGUACGUGAUUCUGCCGGACGAUGGGUCCGCAAAAUUCGACAAGCCGAAAAAGGAACUGCAGCUGGUCUUGCCCGUGGCGGUGAACGAGGAAAAUUUGAAGCGCGCCCAGCUAUGCAGUGCAAAAAUAUCGCACUUCUUGUCGUACUAGCUGCAAUGUUCCAUGGGAGAUCUACCUGUGUACUACCUGUACGCUAACCAGAAUUUGCAAAAUCCAUUUUUCAUGUUCUCCCGAUUCUGUGUGAGAUGCAAAUUAUCUUCACUAGUGCGCUGAUUGUUUUGCAAUGUAUACCAACCAGUAUCAACCGAAAGCCUGUCCAACUACGAAAAGUACGGCAUUGGGGCCGUAGACGGGGACGAUGACAUCGUGAAAUCUGAUGACGAAGAUUCCCUCGACGGGCUACCGCCGCUGCCGAAGGAAGAGGAGGACAAGGAGGACGAGAGUGGUGGGAACAAAACUGCCGAUGACGGAGAGGUAUAAAGGAAGUAACUGUAAAUUUGUCGUUAGGUCUUAAAAACUUCUCAGCCUGAGAUUAUCAGUCACAGUCACAGUCGUGUGGAGGUAGCCCUAAAGGAACUGACUCCUCCAACUUGGUUGUUUAUCCUCAUAGAUACCUGCUUGGCGGUGGAAUUAUGUCUUUCGCCCCGGUCCCCUGCGAUGUCUUUUCCUACGGAGUUACUACAGGCUGGAGCCGCGGAUCUAGAUCGGUCUACAUCCCGUCGGCAAACGGGAUGUAGGUUUAGGCCGGCGCUUAAGGCGAAAGUGAAGACGUUCACUACCAGCAGACCACCAGAUUUCAAAAAACGAAAUACUCCGAUCCCUCCUACCUCUACGUCUGCCUCUUCCCAUUGCCCUCUAUCCAUUUCCAGUUCAAAUAACGAUCGCAAGUCAAAACAAGAUCUAAGUUCAUCUAGUUUUAAGUAGCUUAAUUAGUUAGUUUUGGAGGUUAGUUUACUUCAUUGAAUGCUUUUAUUGUUGUAACUCUCUUAUGAUCAGCACAAGUCACAAGUCGUGAAGAAGUGGUUCUUCAGACAGUAAGUACAUUUACGUAUUUUCAUCAUCAACCCAGGGAGCAGCUGCAUCGUCGGCUUCGUCAUCGACAACGGCGGAGGGUAGCAGUGCCGGCAAUGCUGGUCGUGACGGAGAAAGUAAAACCAGUUCCUCAUCGAGUUCGUCCUCUACAUCGACACCAUCGAAGCCCAAAAAAGACGCCGAUGACGAAAUCACAUACGUCAGUCCGAGAAACAAGUCCCUCACGGCGGUGGAAGAGUUUAUACCUGCUAGGGGCUACUCUGGUAUUAUAGAUACGGAUGAUACAGCGCAGUGUUGAAGUUCGUCGUUGUUUUUUGACUGAGAUGGCUCGGCACCAUGACAUCAUUUAUGCCGCGUUUUCGAUUUGAUUAUCUCACCCCUCUCAGGCUCCCGACCCGGGUACUACUUCGGCACCGGGAGAAAAGGCACCGGCUACUACCGCGACCUAGUGCAAGGAGAUGGUGUAGGGUCAGUUGGUAAAACCGCGAAAAAAGAAGUGCUCUUCAAGCCGGAAAGUAGAACGGGAAGAGAAGUAGAUGCUGGGGGUAAUAAAAGCUCCUCUUCAGGUGGCACAACAAAAGAUGAAUUUUUAGUCGAGGAAAUAGAGGACGGGAGUAGCACCAUAGCAGCUUCGAGUGGAGACAAGAGUAAAACAGGGUCCUCCUCGUCUUCAUCAGGCGGUAGCAAGUCGUCGGGCGUCGAGAAAAAGCGCUCGUUAGCGGACGAGAACUAUCCUGUGCAAAAGUAUCGUACUCGUAUUGCGAUCAUGCAUUACAAUUUUUUUCUGAAAGCAAAUCCGCAUUACAAAUUUUAUUUCUCUUGCUGAUGAAAUUUGUAAUGCAUUUAUACGAAUACGAUACUUUUGCACAGCAUAAGAACGCGGUGUUGCUGAAGGACAUAAAGCCCGAAUAUUGCUUUCACAGCACGAUUAUCAAAUGUAAAAAUGUCUGGGUCUGGAAGGUUAGAACUUGUCAUGCUAAAUCUGAACGAUGCAAAAAUCUGUGUUGCGUGAGUACCAAAAGCUGUCCGCUUUUGACGAAGUUGAGAGGGAGUGUCUCAUGCAGGAAAGGCAUGAUAGAGACCUCAAAAGAUCUGUCGUGCUGGGUAUCGCAUUCCAGACGUCAUGGGUCAUGGAAAACCUGCAUCACAAAUCUUGCAUUUUUCCAGACCCAGACACUUUUACAUUUGAUAACGAUAAAACAAAAUCUUUUUGCUGGAGGAGUAAAAUCGUCUACUUCUUCAUCCACUUCUUCUGCCGAUGAUGCUAAAGAGGCCCACCUCCACCACGACUCGAGUAGUCCGUCGUAUCAGGAGAUCAAAGACGAUUUCCACCACCUGGAAACCAAAACGCAUUUAAUCCUCAUCCUGCCGCCGCCAGCUGAACAACAGAAUGUCGAAGGGACCACGAUCGACAUUGAAAUCGAAAAUGCGAGCAGCAGAUAUUACAAUAAAAAAUGCCCCCACCCCAGAGCUUCUUGGGAGCAUUUGUAUUGCAAAACUUUCCAAAAGAAACACUCGCCCUCUUGCAUCUAUCAGCGUCACAGAUCUCCAAUCGUGAAUUAGCAAAGAUUUGUAUUGCAAAAGAUCCCAGCAAGACUGGCGCUUGUCAUGCAAGCGAGGCGAUAUACGCCUAAACUCUGCAUCAGAAACUCCUACUACAACUACUCCUUUCAUGCAUGACAAAAAGUUUUCAUUUGGAAACUUCGCAUCACAAAUUUUUGCAAAUUUGGGAGUGGGGGCGUUUUUCACUGUAAUAGCAGAAUACUCGAAUUCUGCCCGCCGAACGAAGAGUCCGCCGGCCAGUUGUCCGUAUCCUGUGCAAAAGUAUCGUACUCGUAUAAAUGCAAGUCAUGCAUUACAAAUCUUGUUCCCAAGGCAAAUCUGCAUUACAAAUUUUAUUUCUCACGCUGAGGAAAUUUGUCAUGCAUUUAUACGAGUACGAUACUUUGCAGUCCAUAAUCCGCCCAGGCGAGCAAGAUCCACUUAAAAAUUCGAGUGUUUGAUGUUCAACAACAUCAUGAUGAUCUUGGAGGAGAUAGAAGUAGUACAACAAGUCUUCAACGACCAAAAAUCUGCUACUUUCACAAAAACCUGUCCCGGCCGUUUCUGAAAUACAAACCGCAGCAGCACUUCCACUGGUAUCGAACCGAGCACGGGUUGGUGUGUUUGUUCGAGAAGGAAGAUGUGGGGGAAAUCGUAAGCGACAGAAAGUCAGCGCUUAGCUUCACCGAAACGGAGGAGAAGGAAAAAACCUGGCUGCAGAUACUGAUUAAACAGAACCAGGAAGGGAAAACAAAGGAGGGACAGGUCGAUAAGACCUCAGGAGAACAGGAUACAUUACUGCCAGGCGAGGAAGAAGAAAGUGCGGGUAAGGACGAUACGACAGCGAAAGUGUUUCUCCGCAGCGAAGAGGGGGAUACCACUAUGGGGCACGCGGUGCUGCUGAAGAACCGGUUGUUUUUUGAAUUGAUGUAAAGCUUGAAUAAGUAUGAUGUAAAUGUAUACUUACUACCUUUUACUGGGGUCAUUAAUUAUGUGACAGGUGACUAUAGCAUGCUGAUGCCCACUACUUUAUUUUGGAGCAUAGCUAGUUUCGUUUUUCUUUUUCUCUGAAAUAAAUUAGGGUUUUUGAUGAAAUCUACUUUUUCAAUUUGAGUUUCUUUCGGUUUUCUCCUGCAGCAGCAGCGCAGAUGAAAAUGCAUCGUACUGCAUUUCAGGAGCUGCUCCACCCCCGAGGAUGAUCUUUAGAUUUAGUAUUGUCUCGGCUCUAGAUGAGCCUAGCGCUCGUUCACUAUGAAAAGACACGUUAGCAACCCAAUAUAGCAUGAGUAAGAAAGAGUUGGAUCUUCUUCACGUGCGCUGCCGACGGUUAAAAGUAGGCAAGCAGGCAUUGAUAUCGAGAGAGGAUCUGCUCGUGUAGCUAUUAAAGCUGCAAAUAUCAAAUUGCGAUAGUGUAUUGAAAAGUAGGAUCAUUGGAACAAGCGAAGAAGUUCUUCUUGGGUAAAAAAAAGCGCUAGAAUUGCAACCAUGAUUUCC
This is a messenger RNA of Amoebophrya sp. A120, 7212 nucleotides long. NCBI's taxonomy places the organism in Eukaryota, Dinophyceae, Syndiniales, Amoebophryaceae. The record is from the annotation of a GenBank genome assembly.